AUGCCACCGAAAAAAGACGAUAAACACGAAACCGAAGACGAAGAAGAAAUAGAAUGUGAGGUAACGAUUUCGUUCAAGGAUUUAGAAAAGUCUAUGACUAUUUUUACCGGAGAUGACACCUAUCCUAUUGAGACUUUUAUUGAUGAGUUUGAAGAUACUGCGCAGAUUAUGAAAUGGACAAAAGUCGAAAAACUGAUCUAUGCGAAGCGACUGUUAGAUGGAACAGCAAAGUUGUUUUUACGUUCUUUGGGAAGAGUUAAAGAUUAUUCCAGUCUUAAGAAGGCACUUAAAGAAGAGUUUGGACCAAAGAUCAACAGUGCAGUAGUACAUAAAAAGCUUGCUUCUCGUAAGAUGAAAAAUGACGAGACAUAUCAGCAGUACUUCUUGUCUAUGAAAGAGUUGGCGCUUCACGGCAAGGUCGAAGAUGCUGCUUUAAUUGAGUAUGUGAUAGACGGUAUUCGUGACCUGGAUACAAAUAAAGGUAUUUUAUAUGGCGCCUCGGAUAUCAAAGAAUUUCGCAAAAAGUUGGAAAUCUACAGCGAGUUCCGAAAGAAGAUUUCUAAUAAGCCUGCAAACUUUACUAGUGAUGUCCAACCAUCUAGAAACACAUCAUUUGGAAAGAAGAAUCGCGUCCAUAGAUGCUACAACUGCGGAGACGUAGAUCAUGUCUCAUCCAACUGCUCAAAAGGAGUCAAGUGUUUUAAAUGCAAUGACUUUGGACAUAAAGCUACUGAAUGUUCCAAACCGGCGAAGACACUAAACAUUCAAAGUAAAAACGAUGACGAGAAAGUUCCUUACAAGAAGAUAAAGAUUAACGGCCAAGACGCUUUAGCUCUGAUUGACACCGGAAGUGACAUUAACCUUAUUACGAAAUCGCAAUUCGAGAAAAUUAAAGAAAAUGUAAAAGACUACAAAAAUAAAACAACGUGCAUAACUGGUAUAGCAAAGAACGAAGUUUAUACAGAAGUAGAAGAAAAUGACGAAGAUGAUGCUGAUAAGCAAAUGGGUGAAACAGACAACGCUGCUGAGAAACUGGACCAGCAAAUAUGGGGUUCCGAAGAUGAAGAGGACCUUGAAGAGCAGAAUAAAAAAGGUAAGGAAGAACGAGGUACAGGUGAGAGCACUGGAGGAAAAAAGAUGGGUGUAAAAGAACAAGAGAAAAGGACAGUCGAUGGAUCGGAUGAUACGGACGGUGAAACAGAAACGGAAAAUCUAUUCGACAUUGACAUCAUGAAAGACAAUAUACCUGAAGAACAAGACGAUAAAAAUGAAGAAGACAAAGAAAAAGACAACAAGAUCGGUCUAGAAGUUUCCAGUGAUGAAGAAGAUCGUGGAGAUAAUACAGAACAGCAGGAUAACGAAAAUCAAGAAGCAGAAGGCGGCCCAGAGAAAGAAUCUAAAGACAAAGCGGAAAUUGAAGAUGAAGAAGCAGCCCGGAUAAGUGAUGACUUGGCGGAGGUGACACUUGUCAGAUGUGAGUAG
Aricia agestis (brown argus) is the source of this 1482-nucleotide messenger RNA. RefSeq lists its product as uncharacterized. The coding region runs from base 1 to 1482 and encodes 493 amino acids. Gene Ontology annotation, biological process: proteolysis. Gene Ontology annotation, molecular function: nucleic acid binding; aspartic-type endopeptidase activity; zinc ion binding. NCBI's taxonomy places the organism in Eukaryota, Metazoa, Arthropoda, Insecta, Lepidoptera, Lycaenidae. The record is from RefSeq and is a predicted model, not a curated record. The transcript is spliced from 3 exons.